CGUAUCGUGCGUUGGGGAAUACAUUCUCGAGCCAAUCGCGGCCCGAUACUUAUUUUGCCGCUCGUGUGCUCGUUUCGGAUUUAUAUGAUCCGUCAACGGGAUCCCGAAUCCCAGGACGGAUCCGCGGUCAUAACGCGUAUGUCGCAGCCCGGUGCUCUGUGUGUGCCGCGAUUUGAGAUCGGAUCGAUCGGCGGAUUAAACGGCCGGUUGCGCCUGCCGUGCUCGCUGUCUCGAUCAAUUUGCUCUCUUUGACUAAAGCGGCACCUACACGGUCGGUAUUGUUGCGUUGUAAUUUUGUCGACACUGGCAUUCGGGCCAAUAAGGGUCGGGAACGAAAUCGCAAGAUGACAUCCGUAAUAAGAAAAAAAAAAAACGAGCCAUGCGAUAUUCAGUUGUAAAAGUUGCGCAAUCGUCGCAUCGUCAUUAUUAACGUUGUUUCGAUAAACGCGACGAGUUCUCUCUCUCUCGGACACGUUUAUUUGCUUAUUAAAAUAUACGUAAUAUCGCGCGCUUGGGAUAGAAAGUCCGUGAUUGUGUGUCGAGAUAAAUUACGUCUUAGGAUUGCAGACUCGCGGUCGCGAGACGCUCGAUUUUUAUUAAGGAUUUAUAAAUUUCAAGUAUAUUGUGCCCCCCGUGUGCAGGGAAGAAUUCAAUUGCACUCGAAUGUUCUCGAGUCAAAAUGAUGAAUAAUCGUUGAUUCGUCGCGAUCCGUCCUGUAAUUCAGGCUUAAGUUCGAACGGUUCUAAAAUACCGGCGGCUCUCUUGGUUCAUCGGGGAGUGAACCACACGCAUAACCUCUAAUUUCAAUCCUUCCUUUAAGAGACGUUCUCGGGAAGUAGAAUGUGUUGUCGCGCGUCUUUUCCAAAAGACUCAUUCCUUUGAAUGAGAAAAACGUGCGCAUUUUCGUCUGAGAAAAACACGGCGAGAAACGCGAGAUAAAAAAAAUUCACUGUGCGCGGUGAAAGCGAUCUCUCGAACGGAAAGUCCGUCAAAUUGCGUUUUUGUUUUUUUUUUAAUUCGAAUUUUGCGUGUCGCGCGCUCUCGAAACGAUUUUCUAAUUUAACACGCCGCCAUUACGCACACAUUGCUUUGCACACUCGGGUAUACUUACCUCGCUUGACUUCCUUUUCUUCCGAUGUGUCGCGAACAAUCGAAGAAAUUGUUUGAUUUUCACGCGAGAAAAAUUCACGCGUGAAUUUGACAAUUAAAAAAUACACGCAAAAUUAUUAUCUCACGCGUAAACGCGUCGGAGUCUCGUACUCUCGUGCGUCUUUGAAUCAUUUACGGAUGAUCUUGUCCUAUCGAGCUUCAUCGCUAGAGAAUUCGUAGCCGUAUUCGUGUAUUUUUAGACGACAGUCGUUUGGGAUUGUGUGCAUCGGGGAGAGAAUCGGCUGAAGUUCACGUGUAACAAGACUCUCUUUUCAAAUCUAUUAAUCUCCGUAAAUAAAAAUAGCGUUUAUGAUAUUAUUUUUAUAAAAAUCGAUUGUUCGCGCAUCGCGUUCGAAUUUUUCCUUCGGACGCGAAGCAAAAAUACCGAGGUCUAUAAAUUUCACGAUAAAAAGUGAUCAGUUUCCGUUCGAUAAAAACGCACUUAAAAAGUUUAUUAGCAAUCACGUCACUCUAAUUACAAACGAACAAGCAAAUAAAACGUUUCAAUUAAAAAGUAGGUUGAACGCUCGGCAGUUGCGUAGACGCGCGUGAUCGGGCCAUUGCGGAGAGAGGAGAUCCCUUCGUCGCAGAAACUCGAAGCCGGGGAACCAGGAGUGCGAAAACCUAUGGAUUCUCUCGCGGUGCUGCCCACCCGGUACAUCGCGAUCGAGAGAGUGUAGUGUGAGAUCAAUAAUGAGACAGGUGCUCUCAUUGGUGUAAAGCGAUGUGGCGGAGCUGAGAGUUUUGUCGGGCGGCACUAGGGGCUCAUGAAAAGUGUAUCCGGUGUGCAUAACGCCACCAUCAAAGACCACUGUGCCGCGAAACAUUUCAACGAGUUGGAUCAGUGUAAUUAUAAUGUAGUGCCAACUUUGCAGAUGGAUAAACAGGGAUGACUGAUAACUGCUGGAACUCUGGUGGUGGCGCUGGCGUCAAGAUGGAGCACUUUCAGGCCACCCUGGACCUUAGGAAGCAGGAGUUAUUGGAGGCCCGCUUUCUCGGAGCGAGGAUGUCCGCUGGGUCACAAAUUCAGAUGGCACCCCAAACAACCGUAAACUCUGGUCAGACAGUUUAUAGUCAAGACUCGAACAUGAGCACUGGCUCAUCACAUAGUGAUAAGGAGGUGGAUGCAAACACUCCAGAAAAGGUACCAAGAACUACUUCUGAAAGAAAGAGGAAGCGUAAAGAUGAUGGAGGUGGGGGUGCCCCAGGUGGAUCUGUGGCAAGUAAAGGUGCUAGAUCGGUUUCUGCUCUCGAUAAUAAGAAAAUCAAUGAGUAUUUUCCCAAGCACCAUUUGGCCAACAGUCCUAUUCGGCAUGGUGGAGCCAAGAGUCCUUCUCCUCAGCAAGGUUAUCCUAUGUAUCCACCAUCGCCUCAACAGUUACUUAAUCCACAAGUAACGACACCUAAUUCUUCAGUGGCGGAAUUUUCUUCCUUGAUGCAACCACCGAGACCUCAUCCUCAACCUCCACCGCCUCCACCACCAACCUCAACACAACCUGCGGGCUCGAUGGUCAGCAAGCAGGUCCAGGUAAGGCCUACCAACCUCAAUAGGACAAGCCAGGUCAGGCAAGCGAAGACUAACACCCAUAAUACAGAACUUACUUGCCAGAGGAUACAAGAGUUUGAAACACAAGCUUCGUCAGACUUAGAACUACGUAACAACAAAAUUGAUGAAUUAAAUAGGACAACAGAUGAACUCAGACAUCAAAUGGCGAAUCAACAGAAAGUGAUUGAGCAGCACAAAUCACAUAUAAAUAAGUGUAUAGACGUUGUAAAGAAGUUAUUAAAAGAAAAAUCAAACAUAGAAAAAAAGGAGGCUAGACAAAAGUGUAUGCAAAAUAGACUGAGGUUGGGUCAGUUCGUGACGCAAAGGGUAGGCGCGACCUUUCAAGAGAACUGGACCGACGGUUAUGCAUUUCAAGAACUUGCUCGACGGCAGGAGCAGAUAGCGACUGAGCGAGAAGAAAUUGACAAACAGAAGAAGCUGCUGCUGAAGAAGAGGCCGUCGAAUAGUGAGACUGGCAGAAAACGUAGUCAACCACAACCCUCUUUGCAUAACGGCACUGAAGCGACGUUUUUGAAACCGGAUGCGGUACCUGGUUCAUAUACGUGGCAGGAGUAUUAUGAAGCUGACGAAAUACUCAAGUUAAGGCAAAGUGCGUUGAAGAAAGAGGAUGCGGAUCUGCAAGUAGAAAUGGAGAAACUCGAAAGAGAACGUAAUUUACACAUCAGGGAGUUAAAGCGUAUUCACAACGAGGACCAAUCGAGAUUUAACUCUCAUCCUGUUUUGAACGAACGUUAUCUCCUCUUAAUGUUAUUAGGAAAAGGCGGUUUCAGCGAAGUGCAUAAGGCAUUUGACUUAAAAGAGCAACGAUACGUAGCUUGCAAGGUGCAUCAAUUGAAUAAAGACUGGAAAGAAGAUAAAAAGGCUAAUUAUAUAAAACAUGCGUUGCGAGAAUAUAAUAUACAUAAAGCAUUGGAUCAUCCCCGAGUUGUUAAGUUAUACGAUGUAUUUGAAAUUGAUGCCAAUUCCUUUUGUACCGUUCUGGAAUAUUGUGAUGGUCAUGAUUUAGAUUUUUACUUGAAGCAGCAUAAGACUAUACCCGAGAGGGAAGCAAGAUCUAUUGUUAUGCAAGUUGUAUCGGCUUUAAAGUACCUCAAUGAAAUAAAACCCCCAGUCAUACAUUAUGAUUUAAAACCAGGUAACAUUUUGUUAACGGAAGGCAAUGUGUGUGGUGAGAUAAAAAUCACGGAUUUUGGUUUAAGUAAAGUUAUGGAUGAGGAGAAUUAUAAUCCAGAUCACGGAAUGGAUCUAACGUCUCAAGGAGCUGGUACUUAUUGGUAUCUACCCCCUGAGUGUUUCGUUAUCGGUAAAAAUCCUCCUAAAAUAUCAUCCAAAGUCGAUGUUUGGAGCGUAGGAGUUAUAUUUUAUCAAUGCCUAUAUGGUAAAAAGCCUUUUGGUCACAACCAAUCGCAGGCCACUAUUUUAGAAGAGAACACGAUACUGAAAGCCACUGAAGUUCAAUUCGCGAAUAAACCGACUGUUAGCAACGAAGCAAAGAGUUUCAUAAGAAGUUGCCUAGCAUAUAGAAAAGAGGAGCGUAUAGACGUAUUAACACUAGCUAGACACGAAUACCUGCAACCCCCAGUGCCAAAACAUGGCCGACAAGCAAACAGCCAACAGCAGCAGCAGCAACAACAACAAAUUCAACAGCAGCAGCAAAGCUCGUUUAACAUCGGCAUGUUCAGUGGUAUGAACGCGUCGAGCAGUUCGUAGUGGAGAGGAAGACCUAAGGAAAGACUAAUAUCCUUGAUAUGUACCAAUACAUGCCAAAUCUUGAGCGCUCGGACUGUGCACAUCAUCUCAUCUUAGGAAAAUAACGAUUGCUAUAACCAAUUGUAAAUACUAAAAAAAAACUGGUUAUUAUCACCGUCAUCACCAUCCACCACCACCACCACCACCACCACAAUUAUUACCACACAAUUUACCACCGCCAUUACCACACCGUCACAACUAUACUUACAGGAUCGAUUACAUAAGGACAUUGCAAGAGAGAUGCGAGACUGGUCAUCCGCAAGUCCAGAAGCUUGCGUCUUUCUACAAGCCAUGCCACAUUAUUCAGCAUGACAAAAAAAAAAAAAAAAACAAUGUUGUGUUCGUAAAUAUUCAAUUGUAUUAUCGUUCCUUGUAUCAAACAGUGCGCUAACUUGAUAAUAGCGUUUAAAAGAAACGAGAGCGAGAGAGAACGAACGAGCGUGCGAACGAGAAGUUAAACAUGUGAUAAGUCAUUACAAGAUAAAAGUGACGCCUAGAUUAAGGGGGAGGGGGGAAAUAGAGCAUGCGUGUUUGUGCGUGUAUGUGUGUGUGUGCGCGCGUGCGUGAGAGAGAGAGAAAGAGAGAGAAAGAGAAAGCGACAAGUAAUAAAACGAAUAAUGACGAGAAUUCUUCCGGUGGAAACAAAAGCAACUUGAUGAAAGAAAGAGAGCAACGAAGAGAGUAGGAGAGGGAAAUAAAAAAAAAG
This is a messenger RNA of Pseudomyrmex gracilis, 5171 nucleotides long. It is a transcript of the gene Tlk, whose product is annotated as serine/threonine-protein kinase tousled-like 2. NCBI's taxonomy places the organism in Eukaryota, Metazoa, Arthropoda, Insecta, Hymenoptera, Formicidae. Bases 2039 to 4426 code for a protein of 795 amino acids. Gene Ontology annotation, molecular function: protein serine/threonine kinase activity; ATP binding. Gene Ontology annotation, biological process: peptidyl-serine phosphorylation; intracellular signal transduction; chromosome segregation. Gene Ontology annotation, cellular component: nucleus. The record is from RefSeq and is a predicted model, not a curated record. The transcript is spliced from 15 exons.